Anisakis simplex (herring worm) is the source of this 831-nucleotide messenger RNA. Lineage: Eukaryota; Metazoa; Nematoda; Chromadorea; Rhabditida; Anisakidae. The record is from the annotation of a GenBank genome assembly.
AUGACGGAUCUAAUGGACAGUGCAACGGAGCCGACAUCUACUGAUGAACACCAACUGAAUGGGAUUAUUCAGAAGGAUUUGGUGCUUAAUGAGAAGACGUCAAAUGAGCCGAAUGAUGGGAGCGAGGAUAUGGUUACACCUUGGGACGUUGCGGCAUCAAGCGCCAAAGGCAUUGAUUAUGAUAAGCUGAUCGAGAAAUUCGGUUGCCGUAAAGUGGAUCAAAGUCUUAUCGAUCGAUUUGAGAAAGUGACCGGUAAGAAAGCGCAUCCGAUGCUCAGAAGAGGACUGUUUUUUGCUCACAGAGACUUAUCGCAGAUUUUGGAUCGUGUUGAACAGAAGAAGCCAUUCUUCAUUUAUACGGGUCGAGGACCGAGUAGUGGUAGUCUGCAUCUUGGUCAUCUGAUUCCAUUUCUUUUCACUAAGUUUCUUCAAGAAGCCUUUGAUGUACCUCUGAUAAUACAGAUAACUGAUGAUGAGAAAUUUCUGUGGAAAGAUAUGAACGUGGAUCAAGCGCGUAAGAUGGCGAAUGAGAAUAUGAAAGAUAUAAUUGCGUGCGGCUUUGAUCCCGAAACAACAUUCAUGUUCACAGAUACCAAAUAUAUGUGUCCGGCAUUUUACGAGAACGUUUUGAAAGUAUGGAAAUUGGUAACGUAUAACCAGGCACGAGCCAUAUUUGGGUUCACAAAUGAGGAUUCAAUUGGCAAAGUGGCAUUUCCAGCUAUUGAGGCGGCACCCUGUUUCAGCAGCAGUUUUCCGCAUGUUUUUGCUGGUCGAAAAGAUAUUCCUUGCAUUGUUCCGGCAGCCAUUGAUCAGGUUUGGAAAAUUUUUUGA